Messenger RNA from Cryptosporidium muris RN66, 768 nucleotides. RefSeq lists its product as uncharacterized. The record is from RefSeq and is a predicted model, not a curated record. Lineage: Eukaryota; Apicomplexa; Conoidasida; Eucoccidiorida; Cryptosporidiidae. The coding region runs from base 1 to 768 and encodes 255 amino acids. The transcript is spliced from 2 exons.
AUGGAUAGGACUUUUGACUUUUUUGAGUUAUGUGAAAUACCCUAUAUAAAUAAUAAUAAUGAGGUUUCACCUUUUAUAGUAAAAGCCAAUCAAAUUUGUUAUAAAAUUCAGGAUAUAAUUGUGCAGUUAGAAAAAACUAAAAUAAAGGAUAUAGCAAGUCUAGUUACUAGUAAAGAUUCAAGUUUAGAUUUAUCUUCUUCUAUAACUAAUAAGGUACAAGAGUGUCAGGAUGAUAUAGUUAAUUUAGAGAAAUUCAUAAAACCAGAUAUAUUAGAUAAGGAUGAACUUAAGGCAUUGGAAGCGAAUAGAAGGAUGAUAGUGUCAUGCAUAUAUACACUAUUAGGAGAAUUAACAUCUAAAGUACAGGAAAUGAUGACAAGAAAAUUAGAGCAUCAAUAUCAAAAGAAUAAGAGAUUUGUGGCUAAUAAUAAAUACUUAUAUAGUACUUUAUAUUCAUCGUUAAAUAACAAAGCUAAUAAUGAACAAGAUUUAUACAAUAUAAAUCCGGAUGAUGGAUUAACUCCUGAAAUGCAAAAAAUCUCCCAGGAUUUAUUAGCUCACUUUACAUCAGAUUUAGAUAUAUUAAGAACAUCACAAGAUCAACUACAUGAAAUUUCAAAUUUAAUGACCUUUUUUUCAACAAAAAUACAGGAACAAUCAGAAGUUUGUUCAUCAAUACUUGUUAAUGCAAGAGAUACAAUAGAAUCAAUGGAUAAUUCUAAAGAUCACUUGGAUAAAUUAGAAAAAUACAAUAGGUCGAGAAGGUAA